CGGUGUGGAGAGUCAGCAUCAGUCACUCACGGACCUACAGCGCGGUGCAACACCGAGGACGCACAGAGGAACAUGUUGCUGCACAAACUGCUUGUGUGGACCCUGUCAGUCCUGUGCGGGGCUGACAUGUGUUGGGGUUUUGUGUAUGAUCGGCCCAAACGCUCAGGAGAAGACGGGACCUCGGCCAGGACAGAAACUCGCUCUGCGUCUCACUACGUGGCGACCUCCGGCUCCUGCAGAAACAGGUGUUUCGAGCUGGUUGAGUUGGAGCCGCCAAACUGUCGCUGCGACAACCUGUGUAAAACCUACAAUGGCUGCUGCUCAGACUUUGACCAGCUCUGCCUACGCACAGAGGGCGGUUAUGAGUGCAGCAGAGAUCGGUGCGGGGAGACACGCAAUGAACAGCAUGCCUGCCACUGCUCUGAUGACUGUCUGGCCAGAGGAGACUGUUGUACCAACUACAAGAAGCUGUGCAAAGGAGACACCUCGUGGCUGCAGGACGAUUGUGAGGAGAUCAAGGCUCCUGAAUGUCCUGCCGGGUUUGUGCGUCCGCCGCUCAUCAUCCUGUCCAUGGAUGGAUUUAGAGCUUCGUAUGUGAAGAGAGGGAACACUGUCAUCCCUCACAUUGAGAAGCUCAGAACAUGUGGAACCCAUGCGCCGUACAUGAGACCUGUUUACCCCACGAAAACCUUCCCCAAUCUCUACUCGCUGGCUACAGGGCUUUACCCGGAGUCUCAUGGCAUCGUUGGAAACUCCAUGUAUGACCCAGGGUUUGAUGCAAUCUUCACCCUGAGAGGCCGAGAGAAGCUCAAUCACCGCUGGUGGGGAGGACAGCCAAUCUGGAUCACAGCGCAAGGACAAGGAGUGAAGGCUGCUACCUUCUUCUGGCCUGUUGCCAUCCCUUUGGAGAGGAGGAUACUGACUAUGCUGCAGUGGCUUCACCUCCCUGAAGGAGAAAGGCCUUAUGUUUACGCCAUGCACUCUGAGCAGCCGGACAUAUACGCACACAAAACGGGGCCCAUGAGCACUGAUCUGAACAUCUCUCUGAGGAUGGUUGACAAAAUUAUUGGCCAGCUCAUGGAUGGACUCAAGCAGAUGAAACUGCACCGCUGUGUCAACAUCGUCCUGGUCGGGGAUCACGGUAUGGAAGAGGCCCACUGCGAUCGCACCGAGUUCCUCAGUAACUAUAUGACCAGCGUUGAUGACAUCAUCCUCGUCCCUGGGUCCGUAGGCAGAAUACGCUCCAGACAGCCCAACAACAGGAAAUAUGACCCCAAAGCUGUUGUGGCCAAUCUAACGUGUAAGAAAGCAGACCAGCACUUCAAAGCGUACUUGAAGCAGCACCUGCCAAAGAGACUGCACUACGCCAACAAUCAACGCAUUGAGGAUGUCCAUCUCCUGGUGGACAGGAAGUGGCACAUUGCCAGGAAGGUCCCUGAAGGCAGGAGGCACUGUGGCUUUGCUGGAGAUCAUGGAUAUGACAAUAAGAUCAACAGCAUGCAGACUAUUUUCGUUGGCUAUGGCCCGUUUAAGUUCAAGACUAAAGUUCCAGCCUUUGAAAACAUCGAGCUUUAUAACGUAAUGUGUGAUCUUCUAGGUUUGAAACCGGCCCCUAAUAAUGGAACUCACGGCAGUCUGAACCACCUGCUAAGAACCCCCCCGUACAGACCCACCAUGGCAGAGGAGGUCUCCAGACCAACAGCGUCUGGUGUUGUACCUGCAGGAACAGACAGCUUGGGGUGCAGCUGCGAUGAAAAGAACAAAGUGGAGGAGCUAAACCAGCGACUGAGGCAAGCUAUGGAUGACAGCAGGAACCUGCCGUUCGGUCGGCCUGCUGUCCUCUUCCGUACCAAAUACUGCAUCCUGCACCACAGCGACUACAUCAGUGGCUACAGUGAAACUCUGUCCAUGCCCGUCUGGACAUCGUACACUGCCAGCAGACAGGUAGAAGUGUCUCCUCUGCCUGAAGCUCUGUCCAACUGUGUGAGACCUGAUUCCAGUCCUCCAGCUUACAGCCAAUCAUGUACCAACUACAGAGCAGAUAAACACAUCACGUACGCCUUUCUGUACCCACCACAACUGUCGUCAAAUCUAGACAAAAAAUCCGAUGCUGUCCUCAUCACCAACACUGUUCCCAUGUAUCCUGCAUUCAAGAAGAUAUGGGGUUAUUUCCAGAGAGUGCUGGUGAAGAAAUACGCCACUGAGAGAAAUGGAGUGAAUGUACUGACUGGACCCAUAUUUGACUACAACUAUGACGGUGUCAGAGACUCAGCUGAGAAGAUACGAGAGUAUAUAAGUGGUACAAUCCAUCCCACUCACUACUUUGUGGUCCUGACCAGCUGCUUAGACUUCACACAAGCUACAGACUCGUGUAACGGACCGCUCAACAGCGCCACCUUCAUCCUGCCGCACAGACCCACCAAUGAUGAGAGCUGCAACAUACGGAUGAGCUCAGAGGAGGAGUCUCGUUGGGUGGAGAGCCUGAUGAAGAUGCACACAGCUCGGGUCAGAGACGUGGAGCUCCUGACAGGCCUGGACCUGUACCGCAGGACCAGCCGCAGCUACGCUGAAAUCCUCUCGCUCAAGACCUACAUGCACACCUACGAGAGCGAGAUCUGAGUUCUGCUAAUGUUCCUGACGUUAUCUUCUGCCGUGGUGGAUCCAUGUGGUACCAGGAGGAGCUGCAGUCAUCUCACCCCACCAGCUGCUCUGCAGCAUCUAUGCUGUGGCCCUUUCACUGACUCCUUCAUGUGCUUUCAUCUCAGUAACUGUUAUUUUGCAUACAUUUUGAACACCACUCAGCUAAGAGGCCACUCGAGUUUAAUAUUUAGCUUUUCAAAAGGCAGAGAUCGAUAUCUAUUCGCAGAAAUGCUGCUGCACAAUGACACUCAUUUCAUCCAACCAUGACUGUACCCACCUAUGUGUCAGAGGCUGUGACUGGAAAUGAGUCACAGCAUCACUAAAUAUUUCUCGAGAUACUCGAGUAGAGUUACACCAUAACAAACAGAUCGGUGUAGAGACAGAUUCUGACCAAUCAGAUAAAAGCUUUUAUUUUUCUUUGAAUAUAAGUAAGAUGUUCUCCUAUGUGUGUGUGGCUGUAUGAGAUGCCAAGAGAAACACAAACUUUCUCACUUCCCUUCAUCUUUAAGCAACCACUAUUUUUGGAUACACUCAAUGAAAUCAGUUUUCAAAAGUCUAUAAAAGGCCAUUGUGGAUUUGGUUACAUUGGUUACGUCCUCACGUUUGUGUAUUGUCAGGUACACAAUGAUCUACAUGUUGCACCAGUGCACAAUCAGAUCAGUUGUUUAAGUGUUUCACCAGCCUGGAGGCUGUUAGGAGGCUAAAUAAAGAAAUUAUGUUUUUGCACGUGGAGGUGCCUGAAACAGCACGGUGUCAAGAAUCCACGAUUCUUUUUCAUUCCAUAUUCUGGACAUUGUAACUUCAACAUGGCUGACAUUCAUCAAUAAGACCUGUUGUCACAUCAUUAAGAAACCUGCUGUAAGUCAGGUUCUCAGAGCACUGCGUUUCUCUUGACAUCAUGAUGUUUUUCAUGGUUAUGAAGAAACAAAGGAGGUUUGUAUUUUCACUGUUUCCUCUCUUCCUCGUUGAUCUCCUUGGUCAGAGUGUGGGCAGUUUUCCUGUGAAUGCACAAGCAUUAAAGCAAGAAAGUUUAUUUGCCGUGGAAUUUCAUCUUCUGUCCAAUUCAGUCAACUUUCCAAGUCAAGUGAAAAUGAAUUCAAAUGGAAAGCGAAGUGACCGUGAGGCUGUGGGAUUACACUAGGCCCAUCCAUAAACGCUUUUACAAAUCUGGGACUGCAGAUGUAGAGAGCUAGAAUCCACGUUACAGAGAAGCGACGUUUGAAUGAUGUCAAGGAAAAGCGCCUUGCACCACAGAGCCCCAGAGAAAUCAGCAGUAAGGACUGUAAAACCAAAGCUGUCUUGUGUACGAUGCAUUCAGCUCUUCCUCGACAUGAUGAGUGCUUUAAAAAUGUCUUUGGUGUGUCACAGGGAGUGACACUGGUGUUUGUGUGUGAUUGUGAAGGUAAAUUCCAGAUUUUUCUUUGUAUUUUUGAUUGCCAAAUAUGUGGGUUUCAUUGUGAAUUGUCCAAUAACAGUGUUGAUGAUGAUUUAUUGUUUUUGGAAAAAAAACACACACCACCUGUGAGACCGACUUAUUUAAACUUUAUGGAGAUUUGUCAAUAAACAAGUGUUUUUGCUAAAAGA
This is a messenger RNA of Maylandia zebra (zebra mbuna), 4224 nucleotides long. Lineage: Eukaryota; Metazoa; Chordata; Actinopteri; Cichliformes; Cichlidae. The record is from RefSeq and is a predicted model, not a curated record.